This is a messenger RNA of Carcharodon carcharias (great white shark), 4063 nucleotides long. RefSeq names its product centriolar coiled-coil protein of 110 kDa-like. Bases 228 to 3269 code for a protein of 1013 amino acids. Gene Ontology annotation, cellular component: centriole. The record is from RefSeq and is a predicted model, not a curated record. Lineage: Eukaryota; Metazoa; Chordata; Chondrichthyes; Lamniformes; Lamnidae. Gene Ontology annotation, biological process: regulation of cytokinesis; centriole replication; centrosome duplication. The transcript has 16 exons.
CACCCCCCCCCCACGGUUCCGCCCCUCGGACUGCGGCCGCGCCCCUACCCCUGUCUCCGGGCCCAGCCUGGCGGCUGCUCCAUUUUAACCCUAGUUCGCGGGCCCAGCCCCUGUUCCUGGGCCAACGGCGCUGAUGCUGUCGGCUUCACCCAUUGUGCUGGCUCCUUUGAUCAUUGCAUUGAGGCUAUUCUGUGUGCACUGUGAGAAGAAAGCAUUAGCGGGUGAGAAUGGAAGAAUAUGAGGAAUUCUGCAAGAGGCAUUUAGCCAGGAUUCAGACUCAGAUGAUGGAAAAUAAUUCUUUGCAAUCAAUUUGGCAGAAGAGCAACUCAGUUAUCUGCUUCCAUGGGAUUGCUGCACUCUGUCCUCUGAUGAAUACCGAAAGGAAGCUGGAGAUGCAGCAGUAUAGACAAAAAGCUGUGGAAUUGGAGAUUAACCGGCAGAAACUGAGGAAAAGUGCCUUACUUAACCGUGUCCAAGAAAUUAUUGAAAAUGUACAGGUAUGCAAAGUGCCAAGUACCACUGAAUGUAUGAAAGACCCUGUUACUCAACCACCAACAAAAAAUGAUCCAACAAAUAACUUCACUACGAUACAGCAUACUGACCAUUCUUCAGUUUCCCCAAGCUAUUCGGAAAAGCCUGAGGACACAAUUCUAUCAACUCAGACAUUAUUGAAUUUAAAGGAUAAGGUUACUAUUCAAGACUCUGAAAAGUCUGUUUAUUCUUCUCAAAUAAAUGACCUUCCUAAUGCCACUUGCAGUAUCCAACCUGAUAACGCUCUUUCAGUAUGUGUGAGCCCUAAGGAAGAAGAGUCAAAAACUGAUGUGAUAUCCCCUACAAAGGAAUCUCCUGAUCACUAUGCAAUGAGUCUUCAGAAUCUGCUCAAAAAGUCAAGAGAAUAUGUUGAGCGAGAACAAAAUCGGCGCAAUAGUAAAAAUGCUUCCAAGGAAGUUGCAAAUGAAAGCCAUUCAGAUAAAGAAAAUGAAGGUGUUAAAAUCAAUGACUGGGAAAGAGAAAGAAAUAGAAUUUCGAACAACACUUGGAAUUCCAGUCCUGUGACAGUUGACGAAUCAAGCAGUGCAAGGUCAUUCUCACAGUCACAAGUUGCCUCUACAAGCAGUGAAAGCUUUGAAUUGUAUGAUAAGACAGCAAUUAGCAUAUCCACUUCAAUUUUAUGUAGUUCGUUAAAAGUAGACUUUCCAGCAAAGUCAAUAAAAGGCCUAUCUAGAGAAUCUGAUUCCGAUGACGAUUGGAUAAACAGCACGGCAAAUGAACAUGAAAGCAGCUUGCUUAAGAGCUUAGUGGGAUCCUAUGCCAAACUGCCCAAUCCUGAACCAAGCCGCAGCCCCAAAAUGCACCAAAGACGACCCAGGCCAUCGACCCAUAUUGUCAUUAAUAACCCAGUGAAUGCUUAUGAGCUAAGCCCAAAAGAAAAGUUCAAAGGGUUGCCUGGGACACAUCAAGGUAAAAGAAAUGUUAGUAAUCUUGAUAUAAAGAGAGCAGUUCCAAAUGAAGCUUUAAUAGCAGGCCAUCAAAAAGAAACUGAAAAAAUUCCUGGGAAGCUGCAGGAUAUUCCAACAUGUUUGGGAAGGGUAAAUGACAUUCCAACAACAAGUUGUUCACAGUUGUGUGCUGAACCUUCUGGGAAAUCUGAAGUAAAAAUGGUUGGACCCAUAGUUGGUAAUGAAGUUCAAGUGCCAUUGAGGACCUUGAUUCAGAAAGAUUCAUAUGAUUUGGAAAGGACAUCUCCAUUACUUAUAAAUAAUCAGGAAAUAAUUCAGCCUUUAGAAGCCCAGGAUGAAUUUAAUCUCAGUGGCCAUAAGGCCAGCAGCCCUAUUGAAAAGGCUAAACAAGGUUCACCCAUUGAACUUAACAAAUCCUAUGAUGUCAGACACCCAUCUCCAGUGCUGCUGCAAACUCAAAAUAGAAGGCAACAAACGGACUUCGCAAUUAUGCCUUCAGAAAGUGAGACGAGUCUACAAAGCAGCAUAGAAGCUAAAGCCAAACGUAAGUUAGCUCUGGAUACUUUAAGUGCCAAAGAAAACAAACGGUCCAUUGCAGGCUCAAAUGCUCAGGAGAUCAGGUGGAUUUGCGAGGAGAGACAUCAGCGAGUUUCUGUUAGCAGGAGUGAAACUGAAGUGCCUUCAAAAAGCCAUAAUAAUACUUCAGAUGAAGAGCUUAUUACAAAGCAGAUGAUGGCAUUUGUAGAAAUGCGGAAGCAAUUAGAAGAACAACACACCUUACAGCUUUCUAUGCUGAUUGCUGAACAAGAAAAGGAACAAGAGAAAUUGCGAAGGGAAAUAGAAGAGCAAGAAAGACUAUUUAGAGAGCAAAGGAAUUUUGUGAUGGAAUCAUCUGAAAGUCGCUCGAGUAAAGAAACUUCUCUAGAUUGGAGGCGAAUAAAUGAAAACUACCCCAUGCUAUCUCUGAUCAAUGGAGUGGAUGGCCAUCGACCCAGUAUUUCUCCUAACACUGCAUUUACCAGUAAUUCGGCUAGUGCUGAAUCUUCUUUCAGUCGAUGGAGAGCUGGGGAUGAAGAAGUACAUGAGAUGCAGUCUUCCUGUUUCCUUAGGCCACGGAGUAGAAGGUCACAGAUGAAUACACCAGAGGUCCAGAAGAAAUUUAAUAAAGUUACAGCUGUGGCAAAAGGAUUCCUCACUCGGAGGCUGAUGAAGACAGAGAAAUUGAAACAGCUUCAACAGACUAUAAAAGAUACCUUGGAGUUUAUAAAUAGCUUCCAGACUGAAGCACCAUUGAAAAGAGGUGCAGUUUCAUCCCAAGAUGUAUCACUGCAUGAAAGAGUCAUUGCACAGUUACGAGCUGCCCUUUAUGAGAUUCAUGACAUCUUCUUUGUAUUGAGUCCAGAUGACAGAAUGCAAAUCCUGUGCCACGAUCGGGAAAUUCGCAAAGAAAAGCAGCUGAGACAAAUGGAGAAAUGGAAGAGUCCGAGAGAAAGAGGAGCCCUUUCUGUUGCAACACAGAAAUCUUUAGAUAGAAAAAGGCAAAUUAAGGCUGCUGAAAUGGGAAUUAUCUGUAAACAGAAGUCCCAUACGAAACAGAAGACUUCCUCUGAAACCAGAAUUCUUCAACCAAGUCAGGGGCAGAAUGCCCCAGCCCAAAGGCUACUUCACAGACAAGGAGUCCAGACUUCUAGGAAGGGUGUUGAACAGAAUAGAGAAAGGUACACAGAAAGCAGAUUUCCUAGCAAAGCUGUUCCAGGAGCAUGUCCAGGAAGAGUGCGGAAAACAAAAUCAAGCGUUACGACACUCUGAGGAAACAGCACUCAAUAGGAUGAAUGGUGCUGCGUAGCUGCUUGACCUUUGAACAUAAGUCCUUUCAGUGAAAAACUACUGAAAUAAAACAGUUAUAGGCCAUAUGGUUUGAUGGAAGGAAUUUUGCAGGUGUCAAAAUUUCUACAUUCUUGUAUAAUUAACGAUCAUAUACCUUACAAAGUGAGAAUAUGCAUGCACUCAGAAGUUUAUUAAAGUGGAUCUGCUAACAGCUGGCUAGGUUUUUUUUAGAUCUUUGUGCACUGGUUUAUAUAUUUGUGUGUUUCUGAUGAGGGACUUAUCAAAACUAUUAGCAGUUAGUAUAUUAAAUAUAUUUAGUAUUCUGUAUUAUUGGCUAUGAACUACAUGCAAAAUGAUUCUGUUACUGGCUCUAAAUGGAAAGCAGUUAUUAGAGUAGGGCUAUAGAUUUUUCUCUUGAAAUACAUUAGUGUAUUUAAAUGUUAACUUCCAGUUUCAUUUAGCAGAAACUGCACAAAUUUCUGCAAUGAAGUGUCUGUACUAACUUUACCUUAAAUUGUCAAAGCAUGUAACUUUUCAAUUUUUUGAAAGCCUUUGUUCUGUCAUGGUUUCUCUUAUUAUGAACUCCCACCAUGAAGAUUAAAAGGCCUUCAGUUCAACAGGUGCCAUUUUCCAGUAAAUGCUGUUUUCUUGGUUAUAUAAAUAACCUUAUUUUAUUUGUUUAAAUUGCAUUACUUUUUGUGCCAAUAUUUAUUUUUAUAAUGUUUCAAUUAUCAUAUUUAUGUUGUGCAUCUUGCAAAAUAAACCAUUCAACCAUU